This is a messenger RNA of Elaeis guineensis (African oil palm), 789 nucleotides long. RefSeq lists its product as uncharacterized. The record is from RefSeq and is a predicted model, not a curated record. Lineage: Eukaryota; Viridiplantae; Streptophyta; Magnoliopsida; Arecales; Arecaceae.
CGCCCCAUGCUCUUCACGCAGGUACAAGGAAGAGCAAUGGCGACCUCCCUCCGCCUCGUCCUGCUCCCCCUCCUCCUCUCCGCUGUCAUGGCUGCCGCCGGCGUGGUGGGCAGCGCGGUGCACGACGUGCUCCCGGAGUACGGGCUCCCGCGGGGGCUUCUCCCGGACUCGGUGAAGAGCUACUCGCUCUCGCCGAGCGGGGAGUUCGAGGUGGAGCUCAAGGCGCCGUGCUACGUCCAGUUUUCCGACCUCGUGUACUACGAGAAGAAGAUCAAGGGGAAGCUUGCCUACGGGAAGAUCUCCGACCUCUCCGGGAUCCAGGCCAAGAAGCUCUUCAUUUGGGUAUCCGUUAGCGGCAUCGAGGCCCACCCGGACGACGGCACCGUCGAGUUCAAGGUCGGGUUCCUCUCCGAGACGCUCCCGGCGAGCGAUUUCGAGCUCGUCCCCACCUGCAAGGCCAAGGCCUCCUGCCGCGGUGCCGCCGGAUUGGUUUCCGAAGGGCUCCGCAUCUCCCAGGAGUUCCAUUCAGCUUCAGAGAACCCGGUCUUUUGAAGGAUUAAAUCUCAAACUAAAACUUGUGUGCAGGGAAUAAAGAGCAUUACGUUGCAGAAAUGAUACGGGUAUGAACUUUUCGUGGGUGUGCAUGUCGCUAUAAAAGUAUUAUUGCAUAUGGAGACUUGAAUCCUUUCCAAACCCAGUUCCUUUGUUUCUGGAUUAUGCAUAAAUUAAUGUAGUUAUUAAUUGGUAAAUAGAGGGAGAAGGUUUUUCCUCUGCAAUUCACUUAUCCAA